Panicum hallii is the source of this 763-nucleotide messenger RNA. RefSeq lists its product as uncharacterized. The transcript has 4 exons. Bases 18 to 593 code for a protein of 191 amino acids. Lineage: Eukaryota; Viridiplantae; Streptophyta; Magnoliopsida; Poales; Poaceae. The record is from RefSeq and is a predicted model, not a curated record.
AAGAACCUCCACCUAAAAUGAAGACAGAGGAGUGGAUCGAGCUCAUAAAGUACUGGUGUGACCCAAAGAAUCAGGAGAAAUCUGCGAAGAAUAAAGUAAACCGAUCCAAGGUGCAGCUUCACCAAAAAACUGGUUCUAGGUCCUACAUAGCCUAUCGAUACAGCCUGAGGCCUAAGUACAACAACAGCGAUCCAGAUGCUGUAGAGUUCUUUGGGGAAUGUAUGAAAAGUUCCAAAAAUGGUCGCACUCCUCUUGCCAAUGAAAUAUAUGAACGGAUGGUGGCAGAGAAGGAUAGAGAGCCAGAAGAAGGAGAAGAAAAAAAACUCCCACCAAGAUUGUUGAUGAAACUCUUAGCGAGAUCAGCCGCUCAUCCACAUUUCUUCCUAACAUUGGUGCCCCUCGACCAUCAAAGAAUGCUCAGUCCUCAUCAACAGCAGCACAAGCACGCAUCCGAGCUGAGUUUGAGGCAACCCUCCAAGCUGAAAGAGAGGAAGCUGCUAGGAAGCGGGAAGAGUUGCAGGCACAACUUCAAGCUCAGCAGGACGCACUUGAAGAAAACCAAAACUUGCUGCGGCAGACCCAAGAGGAAGUGAGGGGGAUGACUAGCAGGUUUGAGGAGACUAAUGCGCUGCUGCGAGCUGUCCUGAGACUUCAGAAAGAUUGAGGUAUGACUGCAGUUUCUGAGGAUGAGGCCUUUGUCUAAGCUUUUGCUACAUUGCUUUAACUUAGUCUGUGCUUCGAACUUUGUGGUUGGAACAUGUGU